AUCCAUUGCCCUGUAAUCGCACUGUAAUCGUCAUGUCUUUUGUGGAUCAGUUGACUGCAAAGCCAAUGAAUGCCAGUAUUGAUAGCAUGAAGAAUGCCAUCAAUAAUAGUCCAACAGUUAAUGCCUUCUGCGGUCAAACGCAAUUAAAUGGAAAUCCGAUGAACUCAUUGGCAGAACAGGCGAACAAACUGUUGGAUUUCAGUCAAAAAUUGGACAUUAAUUUAUUAGACAGUGUUGUCAACUGUAUGUAUGGCGGAGAAGGGGCUCAACAACGGGUCGCUCAGGAGAUACUGACCACUCUUAAAGAACAUCCGGACGCGUGGACUCGGGUGGACACGAUUCUCGAGUUCUCCGGCAAUCAGGAGACCAAAUACUAUGCGCUCCAAAUCCUCGAGAAUCUGAUUAAAACUCGAUGGAAAGUAUUGCCCGAAAAUCAAUGCGAAGGCAUCAAGAAAUUCAUCGUCGGUCUCAUCAUUAAGACCUCAUCCGAUCCGUCGACUCUCGACAGAGAAAGAGUUUAUUUAAACAAAUUAAAUAUGAUUUUAGUUCAGAUAUUGAAGAGAGAAUGGCCUAAAAAGUGGCCCAACUUUAUCGAUGACAUCUGCGGCGCGUCCAAAACUAAUGAAAGUCUUUGUCAGAAUAAUAUGAUUAUUUUGAAACUAUUGAGUGAGGAAGUGUUUGACUUCUCGUCGGGUCAGAUGACUCAGGCAAAGGCCAAACAUCUAAAGGACACGAUGUGUCAGCAGUUCCGGGAAGUGUUCACAUUAUGUCAGUUCGUGAUGGAGAACUCAAACAACGCCACUCUUAUUCAGUGCACUUUAGAGACAUUAUUGCGAUUUUUGAAUUGGAUUCCUUUGGGCUAUAUCUUCGAAACGGGUCUAAUAAAUGCA
Medioppia subpectinata is the source of this 890-nucleotide messenger RNA. The record is from the annotation of a GenBank genome assembly. Lineage: Eukaryota; Metazoa; Arthropoda; Arachnida; Sarcoptiformes; Oppiidae.